Labrus bergylta (ballan wrasse) is the source of this 1587-nucleotide messenger RNA. Lineage: Eukaryota; Metazoa; Chordata; Actinopteri; Labriformes; Labridae. The record is from RefSeq and is a predicted model, not a curated record.
UUUAUUUUUAUUUUAACGUUUCGUGGAAAGUUGUCGUCCAUUUUUACCGAACACCGACAGCCCGCCUUGAACUGAAGCGACUGUUGACGGUGUAACACACCAGGGGAAUGUUGACGGUGUAACACCAGACGCCGCUCGCUUCUUGUCUUCACUGUGAAUUUUCCUCUUUUUUGUUUUACCGUCGUUUUCUGUUAAAUUCUUCACUUACUAUCCGUCGUAAAUGAGUUGCGGGGCAGACAGCGACGAUGACAGCUGCCGUAAACGGAGGGUGUCGUACGUGUACAGCCCGGAGUACAUUGAAACUUGCGACAGUUUAUCCAAAGUGCCAAACCGGGCAAGUAUGGUGCACUCACUGAUAGAAGCCUAUGGACUCCUUGAACACAUGAGCACCGUUAAACCUAAACUGGCCACCAUAGAGGAAAUGGCUAAAUUCCACACAGACUCUUACCUGGAGCAUCUUCACAAGAUCAGCCAGGACGGAGACAACGACGACCCCCAGUCGUCCGACUACGGCCUGGGUUACGACUGCCCGGUGGUGGAGGGGAUCUAUGACUAUGCAGCAGCAGUAGGGGGCGCCACACUCACAGGAGCCCAGUGUUUGAACGAGCAGAAGUGUGACGUGUCUAUUAACUGGGCUGGAGGAUGGCACCAUGCCAAGAAGGAUGAGGCGUCAGGUUUCUGUUAUGUGAACGAUGCCGUGUUGGGAAUCCUCAGACUGAGGGAGAAGUACGAGCGAGUCCUCUACGUGGACGUCGACCUGCAUCACGGAGACGGUGUAGAAGAUGCUUUCAGCUUCACAUCCAAAGUCAUGACCGUCUCUCUGCACAAGUUCUCUCCUGGAUUCUUCCCAGGCACAGGCGACCUGAGCGACACGGGGCUGGGGAAAGGCAGGUGGUACGCCGUGAACGUCCCGAUGGAGGACGGCAUCAAGGACGACAGAUACUUCCAGAUUUUCACCAGUGUGAUGCAGGAAGUGCGGGCGCAGUUCAACCCGGAGGCGAUCGUGAUGCAGCUGGGCGCCGACACCAUGGCGGGCGACCCCAUGUGCUCCUUCAACAUGACCCCUGUGGGGGUGGGCAAGUGUCUGCAGUACGUCUUAGGCUGGCAGCUACCCACACUGCUGCUGGGAGGAGGGGGCUAUAACCUGGCUAACACGGCUCGUUGUUGGACCUACCUGACCGCCGUGGUGCUGGGAAAGACUCUGUCCUCGGAGAUACCAGACCACGAGUUUUUUACAGAAUAUGGACCUGACUACUCGCUGGAGAUCAGCCCAAGCUGUAGACCCGACCGUAACGACUCUAAACACCUGGACCAGGUCAUCAGCACCAUCAAAGGGAAUUUGAAGAAUGUGGUUUAAGACUCAGCAGCCUCAGCCUCCUCACUCACACACACACACACACACACACACACACACACACACACAGAGUUUCCAAACCAGGUCGAGGCUCUGCGGCUUUAAUGAAGACAAUAUGGAGCGGACCCCUUCGGCCCCGAGGCACUGAGCGAACGAGGGAGGGAACGAGAGAGCAAGAGAAGGUUUUGGAAAACAUUAGCCGAGUGUUUCCAGGGGAAAACAGUUUAAUAACG